AUGGUGGUCAUACAAACGGUCAGCAACAGGGACGUCGUCGUCAGGGCCAAACCCGUGACGGUCGAGGGGUUCCAAAAGUACGGCGGCUUGCUGGCCUGCGACCUGCAGCUGGCCAAUGCCCCGCAGAGCUCGGCAAACCAGGGCACAGCCAUCAAGCUCAUGAAAAUGGCGCCCGUCGUCAACAACUACGCGGCCGCGCCCAGCCACAAACCAGCCACAGCCAACUGGAACAUCUUCCGCUCGUCGCCGCCAAAACACCUGCUUGCACAGGUGGACGGCGUCACGAAAUACACCGCCAAGGUGCUCGAGCGACACCCGUACACCACACAGACGUUUGUCCCGAUGGGGCGGUCACGUGACGACAAUCACGCGUACCUGGUGAUUGUGGCCCCCGACAAGGACGGUUUGCCGGACUACGAGAGGACCGAGGCGUUCAUUUUCAAGGGCGACCAGUCGGUUACUUACGGGGUCGGCACGUGGCACGCGCCGAUGGUGGUCCUGGGAGACACGUAUCUAGAUUUUGCCGUGCUGGUCCACGAGAACGGUGUCGAGCACGAGGACUGUGAGGAGGUGGUGUAUAGGGGCAUGACAAUAGAAUUGCAUUAG
Messenger RNA from Ogataea angusta, 606 nucleotides. RefSeq lists its product as uncharacterized. Gene Ontology annotation, biological process: allantoin catabolic process. Lineage: Eukaryota; Fungi; Ascomycota; Pichiomycetes; Pichiales; Pichiaceae. The transcript has a single exon. The coding region runs from base 1 to 606 and encodes 201 amino acids. The record is from RefSeq and is a predicted model, not a curated record. Gene Ontology annotation, molecular function: ureidoglycolate hydrolase activity; ureidoglycolate lyase activity.